Messenger RNA from Debaryomyces fabryi, 1404 nucleotides. RefSeq names its product putative lipoate--protein ligase. The transcript has a single exon. The coding region runs from base 1 to 1404 and encodes 467 amino acids. Gene Ontology annotation, biological process: protein lipoylation. The record is from RefSeq and is a predicted model, not a curated record. NCBI's taxonomy places the organism in Eukaryota, Fungi, Ascomycota, Pichiomycetes, Serinales, Debaryomycetaceae. Gene Ontology annotation, cellular component: cytoplasm; mitochondrion. Gene Ontology annotation, molecular function: lipoyltransferase activity.
AUGAUAAGACGAUCACUAAGCCAUAUACAUACUUUAGGUACUCGUUUACAGGGUCGGAGGUGUUUUGGAAACAUUCAUGUCCCUUUUCAAGAUGAUUUGGAUCCAGCCGAUGCCGAUGAUUUCAACUUACUGGACUUUCAACAUUACAAAGAAUCUAAAGAUAUUCUAGAAUAUAAACAAAAGCUUUACAUGGAAUUAGAACAAGAAACACCGGAAGAGAAUGCUGAAUUACAAAAGUAUACUGAAUUGAGAGAACCAGUGAUAUUUGUAUCGAAACUAAAGGAUCCGUACUUAAAUCUUGCAAUAGAAGAUAGUAUCUACAAUGAUAUGCCAAUUCCUGAUGACGACUCCAAAGCUAAUUACAACAGGUUAAUGUUUUAUAAAAACUGGCCCUGUGCUGUCAUUGGUAAAAAUCAGAACCCUUGGAAGGAAGUUAACUUACCGCUAUUAAACUCGUUACACAUUCCUCUAGUAAGAAGACGGUCAGGUGGUGGAACUGUUGUUCACGACCUUGGUAAUAUAAAUUAUUCAUUCAUGACCACUAAAUCUAAAUUUGAUAGGUUUAAGUUCGCUGAAAUAAUAAGAGACUCGGUGAAUAAGUACCCGGACCUUAAGUAUAAGUUGAAAGUUAACGAAAGGGGAGAUAUAACUACAGUGACACAGUCCGAUGGAAUUGCUUAUAAAGUUAGUGGAUCAGCUUACAAGUUAUCAAAAGGUAAAUCGUACCAUCAUGGUACUAUGUUGUUGAAUCUGAAGUUAGAUGUUUUGAGUAAAUUAUUAACGAGAGAUGAACGCAAGCUAGGCAUUGUUGAUUCUAUGGCAUCAAUUAACUCAGUUAAAUCCAAGGUUAUUAAUUUAGAAUUGGACCACCAAAAGUUCAUCGAUUUAGUAAGUGACGGUUUUAGCAAGAAUUACGGUAUGGUUGAAAAAGAAGAUAGCAGUCAAAAAGAAAAAGACCCAUCUUGUCCAGAAGAGUACGAUCACAAUGAACUAUUUAACCUUACUGAUUUUGUUGAGGCAUAUUCUGAUUAUGCAAGGGUCAUUACUAUAGAUGAAAAGACUGAGUUAAACCAAAAAAUCUAUGACUUAGCUAAUGAAUUAAAAGAAUGGAAAUGGAAAUAUGGAUCAACGCCUAAGUUCAGUCACGAAUUAUACAAUGAAAAGUUUGGUUUUACAAUUAAAUUUCAUAUAAAAAAAGGAGCAAUUAUAGAUAAAUUUGAAUUGUCAUUCGACGAUAUAACCAAUCGUAUGAUUUCUACAGAAAAGAUCGAGGAAAGUUUUGAGUUCCUUCAGCAAAUAGUUGAAACACAAGAGUUACAAUACACUGGAAGUAAUGUUAGUGGCUUUAUUACAAAUGAUAUGAUUAGUGAUUGGGUCGGCCAAUCUAUAGACGGUACUAUGUAG